AUGUCCAGAGAGUACCAAUCUCACAAGGUCAUGACGGAGGACUAUCCGAGUGACUUUGAAAGUCAUCGAGGUCUUGUCAGUGAGUUCAACAAGAUAUGGGCUGAGCAAGAAAUGAAGUGGAAAGAACUUUUCGACAAUCGUCCGAUGACCACAACAGGAAACUUCAAGUAUUGGCAUGAGAAAGAACACAUCCGAUUUCUUGUGUGUAUUCAAUACUUGAAUGCCACAAAGUGUGGAGGGUUACCUGUACAACAAAUAGCAGCUUAUAUAGGUACACGCAAUUCCAUUCAAGUCAGAACACAUGCACAAAAGUACUUUAAAAGCUCCAAAGCGACUUCCACACAAGUCCAAGAAAAGGUCAAGUGUAUUCUCGAUAGAGAUGUACUGUACCUCGCUUCUCUUUUCGCAUCCGCUAAAAAGAAAAAAACAAAUCUGUAA
Molecule: messenger RNA, 438 nt
Organism: Entamoeba invadens IP1
Lineage: Eukaryota; Evosea; Mastigamoebida; Endamoebidae
Exons: 1
Coding region: 1-438 (145 amino acids)
Source: RefSeq, a predicted model, not a curated record